Molecule: messenger RNA, 729 nt
Organism: Leptopilina heterotoma
Lineage: Eukaryota; Metazoa; Arthropoda; Insecta; Hymenoptera; Figitidae
Exons: 2
Coding region: 127-660 (177 amino acids)
Source: RefSeq, a predicted model, not a curated record
AUUAGUUGAUCGAUUGCUGUUAGUCGAUUUAUCUCGAAGUCCUCUCGAAGCGAGGGAGGAGAAACAAAACAACAACAUAACCAAAAAAAAAAGUUGUGACAGAAGGAAAAAGAAAAAACUGUAAUUAUGAGUUCAAAAGAAGAUGCAACGGGAAGGGGAUGGACAAUAGACGAAAAGAAAAAGCUUUUAGAAUUAAUGAAAUACCAUGGUCAUACAAAUUACGAUAGAAUAGCUCUAGAAUUUCCAAAUAAAUCAUCAUUGGGAAUAAAGGCAAAAAUAAAUAAAUAUCUAGCGCUGUCAAAAACAUUAAAACCAGGUUCACUGGACCCACUCGAUUUUUGGUUGUAUUCAUUCUUUCAACCCGAGGACGAUUCAUUGAUUUCACGUGCACUAUUAUUUAUUCAAUUAUUUGAAAAUCAUCCAGAAUCCGAUGAAUCAAAUGGCAUUGAAUUUGACACAAUUUAUGGACUUUUACAUCGUUUAACAUUAGGACAUCCACCGAAUAAUAUUUCGCCUCAAACAUUUGAUGUAUUCGAUAAGGAAAUGUUGAAGGCAAUUGAAUUUGUCAUGUGUAAAAGUGAAAAGGAAGUACUCACAUAUCUCAGUACUUUGAGUAUUAAGAAAAAGCCGACAAAAGAUUAUUCGAGAAAAACAAGUUAAUUUUCGAAACUAAAUUAUAAUAUUUGGAAAAUUAUUCAUAAAUGAAUAAAAACAAUUUAGAAAUUGGAA